Molecule: messenger RNA, 4739 nt
Organism: Salarias fasciatus (jewelled blenny)
Lineage: Eukaryota; Metazoa; Chordata; Actinopteri; Blenniiformes; Blenniidae
Gene: zdhhc8b
Product: zDHHC palmitoyltransferase 8b
Exons: 11
Coding region: 233-2515 (760 amino acids)
Biological process (GO): protein palmitoylation
Molecular function (GO): palmitoyltransferase activity
Source: RefSeq, a predicted model, not a curated record
UGACCUCAGCGGUGGGCUGGAUUGGAGGGUGUGAUUUCCAGGCUUUCACACAGAUCCGCCCGCCUGCCUGCCUGCCUGUCUGAGGAUCUAUGCGGCUCCGAUAGCUGGUUGUACCUUCUCCUCUUUUUUUUUUAAAGCUCCAUCUAUUUGCACGCUGGAUCGCCCUGCUCCUUUUUUUUUCUACAUGCGCCUCCACACGGACUAAAUAAUUGAGGAAUGUGGAAAUUACAGAAUGCCCAACAGCGCUGGAAAGAGAUUUAAACCCACCAAAUACAUCCCAGUGUCCACCGCUGCCACACUCCUGGUGGGAUCGACCACUUUGUUUUUCGUUUUCACGUGUCCCUGGUUAACGAAGGUCAUCUCUCCCGCUGUGCCUCUCUACAAUGGCCUGGUCUUCCUCUUCGUCUUGGCCAACUUCAGCAUGGCGACCUUCAUGGACCCCGGCGUCUACCCCAGAGCCGAUGAGGACGAGGACAAGGACGAUGAUUUCCGGGCGCCGCUCUACAAGAACGUGGAGAUCAAGGGCAUCCAGGUCCGGAUGAAGUGGUGCGCCACCUGCCACUUCUACCGGCCGCCGCGCUGCUCGCACUGCAGCGUCUGUGACAACUGUGUGGAGGACUUCGACCAUCACUGUCCCUGGGUCAACAACUGCAUCGGCCGGAGGAACUACCGCUACUUCUUCCUGUUCCUGCUGUCGCUCAGCGUUCACAUGAUGGGGGUCUUCUCCUUCGGCCUCAUCUUCGUCCUGCACCACCGGGAGAGGCUGGCGGCGCUGCACACCACCGUCACCCUGGUGGUGAUGUGCAUUGCGGGGCUGUUCUUUAUUCCAGUCAUGGGUCUCACAGGUUUUCACAUGGUGCUUGUAGCUCGAGGGCGAACAACCAACGAGCAGGUGACGGGCAAGUUUCGUGGAGGAGUAAAUCCUUUCACCAAGGGUUGCUGUGGCAACGUGGAGUACGUCUUAUGCAGUCCCCUGGCUCCCAGGUACAUGCUGGACCCCAGGAAAAAGCCUCAAGUGAAAAUUCAGCCCCCGUUCAUCAGACCGGAUCUCUCAGACAGGCAGAUCACCAUCAAGAUCAGCGACAACGGCAUCCACGGCACCAUCAUCAGCUCCAAGUCCAAGAGCAGCCUGGACGGCCUGGACGAUAAAGACAUCCAGCCGCCUCUGCCACCCAAAGCCGACAGGUACAACCAGCUGAAAAGCCAGCUGACCUCCAGUGAAGAGAGUUCUCUUUCUGGUAAGAACCAUCCUUCUACUCCGGCCAUGUACAAAUUCAGGCCGUCCUUCGGCACCAUGCCUAAAGUCCACUACCACACGGCGGGAGACAAGAUCGUCAUGCAAGACGACCGGAAGAAUUCAGCCAUCCUGGAAGAAGGCGUCCGCGGCCACGACUACCGAUCCGAGCCGAACCUGGACAUGCCCGAGUACACCAACGCCCCGCUGCACCGCAGCUUCCAGUCGUCUCCUCUCCAGCUCGACGCCGACCCCAUGACCCCGCGCUCCCUCAGCCUGAAGCAAGGCCACCGGCGGCCGGAGAAGGGCCAGCUCCCCGCCCUGCAGCCCCAGACCGUCACCUCCACCCCCUACAAGAGCGUCUUCUCCCCCAACACCCUCUCCAACCGCAACGGGAGUCUGUCCUACGACAGCCUGCUCAACCCCAGCAUCUCCCCGGCCGGCGGCGGCGAGUGCCUGGCCCACCGCGGGCCGCCCGCCGUGGGCUUCCACUCGCCCUACCUGCCCACCAAAAUGUGCCACAUCCGGGAACCCGACAUGCAGAGACAUCAGGUGGCCCCCGCCUACAGCCCGGUGAUGCCCCCCAGGGCGGUGGGCCGGCAGUCGCCGCACCCGAGGGACAGAGACCCGUCCCCCGUGCGCUACGACAACCUGUCCCAGACCAUCAUGGCCUCCAUCCAGGAGCGGAAGGAGCUGGAGGAGCGGGAGAAGCGCCACGUGCAGCACGGCCGCUCGCAGGCCCACGUCUACGCCCAGGACUCCGGCGUCUUCGACGGGGGCUACGGCCACCCCGCCAACGCCUGCUGCUCCGACGGGCCCCGCGGCCCCGGCUCCAGGGGCCCCACGCCGCCCGCCUACGGCGGCUCCAGGGACAACCUGAUGGGGGUCGGCCUGGCGAGCUACGGUCAGCGGACCCCCGUCCUCCGCCACGCCGGCUCCACGCUGGGCCGGGCCCCCAGGACUUCGUCCACCUCCCUGCACACAGACCACAGCAGCUCCAACAGCAGCCAGAGCCGGGGCCCCGACGGCCCCUACCGCUCCCCCGCCCACCAGCCUCACUCCCCCGCCGUGCCCCGCUCCCCCUCCUACUCCCACCACAAAUACUCCUACAUCAGUGCCCACGACAGGACAGACUCCCCUCGCCUGGGGGGCCCCAGAGAGGCCGUGAAAGUCAACGGGCAGAUGGACUGCCACCCGGGCGCCGCCCUCAGCCCCAGCCGCCACAACAACGUGAAGAAAGUGACGGGCGUGGGAGGAACCACGUACGAGAUAUCGGUGUGAGCGGAGACGGCGCAGCAGCAGCAGCCUCGGACGACGACGACGACGACGACGACGGCCACUCCGCAUCCGGGGGGGACGCUCACCGCCGUCCGACCAGCGAGCUUCUGAGUCAGGGGCACAUAGCACUUCCUGGUCUGGACGGAUCGUCCGAUCAGGCGCCGCGUCUGCUCGCCGUCUCUCCAGGUUGUCAGAUGAUAAUGCUGCAGGAUUCACUGUAAGUGCGGGGAGAGUUUGCUUUGUCUGUAACGGUCGUGUGGCUCUUCAUCCUGGACCUGUUCUCACUGUCGUCUCUCAGCUGUGAUUCUAUGAAGUAGUUCCCACACACACACACACACACACACACACACACACACACACACUCUUAACACACUGACACUACGGACUUCUCCGACGUGGAGAAGUCUCGGUGCUUUACAUUAACUUGUACUGUUUUACGUCGUCUGGAGGUUUACAGCUUCGACAGGAGAGCAGAGGGUGCAGGGAAAUAAAAGGAAAGGAAAAGAAAUGAGCAAGUGGGGAUUAGUGGCUUUUGUUCAUGUCUGGUUGGUUGCAUUCCUAAUCCACUGAGAAAGGCUUGCUUUUAUUAAAAUAACAAUAAAAUAAAGAAGAGAUUUGGUUAAAAGAAAUUUCUCAGGAAUCGAUGCAACCUGCAGAGAUGCUUCAGUAAGCGUGAAUGUUUCCCUCGACCGUCGAGUGUUAGUUCCUAGGCCUUGAAUAUAGCUCAGCUCCCUUUAUUCUCGUCGUGACGGUGUAGUACAGCAUCACGUUCCAUCGUUUCGCCCGAGACAGAAGCCGAUUUAUCCGGAGGAGCAGAAUACCUCGCGCUACCAAAACCGGAGGAGAAGUGUUGUCAGCAUGGAGGGCUUUGUGUUUUAAUCCUACGAGAGAAGAGGCGGAACCAAGCGAGCCUCAGGAAGUUAACCGCUCACCCGUUCAUGUUUUUCUGUUUAUAUAGCCAACCUUUCAAAAAAACAAAGCUAUGUUUGAUACAUCUUUUUUAUACAAGCCUGGAAUGGCUGUUUGGAGUAUUUUUGUUCCAUCAAUUAGGAAUUGAAGACAUAAAAACAGGAGUAAACGCAGUUUGUUCUGACGUGCAUCAUGGAUUGUGAUCAGCAGCAACCUGGAGGAUCAGGUUUACUGAAGUUGAAAGUUUCUGGAACAGAAACAGGUUUACAGUCGCUGUCUGGUACAGCUCCGCUACAACCUGAGAGGCUUUUUCCUUUUUCUUUUUUUUAAAACAUGUAUUACUUCUCACCAUGCACAGUAAGUGGACGGCGAGGCCGCAUGCCAGAUGUAAAGCGUUACAUUAUGCCAAGCUACAUUUGCAUUACAAAUAAACCAUUGUUGCCUUUUGAGGAGAUAAAAACAGUGGCUGAUUUUGCUGUUGUGCAUAAAGGGACAAUGAAGUACCAUCUGUUUUGCACUCAUGAGCGUCUCAGACUGAGCAAGAAGUUGUGGAAAUCACUGGCGGUGUACGAAGUGAUGAAGUUACAGGACUGCUUCCUGUGGAUGAUGAAUCUUCUGGUUUUCUACAAACGUCGCUCUGUUAACGCCAAUAUCCGUGGUGGAGUCUUUAUCUUUUGGCCAUAGUUGGAUGUUCUGAAGCACACUGGUGUAGUGGUUAGCCCUCAUUGUGAGAAUGUCUGUGUGGAGUUUGCAUGUUCUGUCUGUGCGUGUUUGAGGUUUAGUUACCGGCUCAAAGUUGCCCAUAAAGUGUGAAUGUGAGCGUUUUUCCUGCGACGGAUCGGCGACGUGUACGUCGCUGCGGCCCGAAGUGGUUUAGAAGACGUUUAUUUUCCGACAGAAAACUUCCAGCGGGCGCAAUCUCUCUAAGGCCUCACCAGCUGCCUUAAACACACACAGGAUCCACAUUUCAAAGACUAAAAAGUAGUUGCUAUUGUACAUAAGAGUGUGAAUUAGUGAGUGAGCAAAGCCCCCCCCCCCCACCUUCUCUAUCAUUUACUCCGAGACCACCACAUAUCCGAGCGCUAUCGAUGUCAUUCCUGUUUAAGACGACUGCCAUUAUUAGUCCUGGGAUGGACGUCACUGCAGGUCAGGGGCCAUUCCUGACAGUCCGCAAUGACGACCACGAGCUGAAGUUCAACAUGUAAGAAGAAAAAAAAAUAUAUAGAAUAUACUAUAUACUGUACAUGCGUUCCUAUUUUUGUGAAGAGGAAAUAUUUCCCAAUGACUUGAGCAGAAUAAAGAAAGUUUCCAACUCUGA